Ceraceosorus guamensis is the source of this 319-nucleotide messenger RNA. RefSeq lists its product as hypothetical. NCBI's taxonomy places the organism in Eukaryota, Fungi, Basidiomycota, Exobasidiomycetes, Ceraceosorales, Ceraceosoraceae. The transcript has 2 exons. The record is from RefSeq and is a predicted model, not a curated record. The coding region runs from base 7 to 315 and encodes 102 amino acids.
GCUGACAUGAUCGUCUUGGCGAGGGACUGGCAGAUCUCUAAUCUUCCCGUGCAAGGCGGAACGCACAGCCAUCUUUAUCAUCCUCUUCCUGAUCACAUUGUACAGGCUGGUCGUCUUUGGUCGUUUCAAUCGGACGUGAGCAUCUUAGCACGCCACGAAAUUUCUUGCACCACCAACACUAAAUCUCAAAUUUCCCAUCGCCGUUCUCUUUUCCACAGAGUCUUCAUCAACAUGUUUCCGCUGGCCCUGUUCUGCUUGUUGAUGGUUAUCGCCAUGGGUACACGGUGGGUCCAUCCCCUUCCUGUCCGGCAUUGACGAG